Platichthys flesus (European flounder) is the source of this 1368-nucleotide messenger RNA. It is a transcript of the gene cldn10a, whose product is annotated as claudin 10a. Gene Ontology annotation, molecular function: structural molecule activity. Bases 1 to 618 code for a protein of 205 amino acids. Gene Ontology annotation, cellular component: bicellular tight junction; plasma membrane. The transcript has 4 exons. Gene Ontology annotation, biological process: bicellular tight junction assembly; cell adhesion. Lineage: Eukaryota; Metazoa; Chordata; Actinopteri; Pleuronectiformes; Pleuronectidae. The record is from RefSeq and is a predicted model, not a curated record.
AUGGGCAACAUGGUAACAGAGAUCGUAGCCUUCCUCCUGACCAUCUCUGGAUGGAUCCUAGUGUCGUCCACCCUGCCGACAGACUACUGGAAGGUGUCCUCCGUGGAUGGGACGGUUAUAACCACAGCCACCUUCUGGUCCAACCUCUGGAAAACCUGCGUCACUGAUUCCACUGGCGUGUCAAACUGCAAAGACUUUCCUUCAAUGCUGGCUCUGGAUGCCUAUAUCCAGGUGUGUCGGGGCCUGAUGAUCGCAGCCGUGUGUCUGGGUUUCUUUGGCGCCAUCUUCGCUCUCGUGGGAAUGAAGUGCACGAAAAUCGGGGGCUCAGAGACGACCAAAGCUCGGCUGACCGUCCUAUCGGGCUUCCACUUCAUCCUCGGCGGCCUGUGCUGCAUGACGGCGUGCUCCAUAUACGCUCACAGGGUCACAAGCGACUUCUUUGAUCCCUUCUUUGUGGCUCAGAAAGCUGAAUAUUCCUACAGAGGACCAGUAUCACCAGUAUCACCGGCCACAGCGCGUGAUAAGUGCAGCAAAACAGCCAGCGGCCCGACAGCCAGCGCCCUGCACAAGGAAACAGUGGAGCCUUCCAGGCAGUUUGGAAGAAACGCCUACGUGUGAAAUUGGACUUUAUUCAAUAACAGUUAAAUCGAUGGUGGUGAUAUUUAUUUCAAUAUUCUGUGGUCACGAGAAACUCACAAGUGAAGCACGGAUGUUCACUUUAGGAACUUUGGGCAGGAACUCUGGGGAAAUCCUUCCUGGCAAUGUGUCAUUCACAGUUUAUCAGAUGAUUUUAUAUUUUCAAAUUUGUUUUGAAAAUAUAAAAGGUCACCUUCAACAAGCCGGCCUCCCCUUUUAAUCUGUAUUUAAUAAUUCUUUAGUCAGUUAAGUCGAUUUUAAAUCAUUUAUUUUAUCAUAACUGGAGGAGAAAAGGGUUUGUAAAUAAUUUAUAGCUGCUCAGACUUUUCCAAUGAUUUUUUAUUAUUAGACACUUGUUCUGUAACUUAAACAUUUUGCAAAUGUGACCAAAUGAAGUAAUUAAAAGAUUUGAAACUUUCUCAGUUGAUCAGCGGUGAUUGCAGUGGAUCUUCUCUGAUCGCUUCAAAGGGAACAUUAAUAUUUCUCAGGAUCUGAGGGUCACUACAUCCCGUCUAACCUGAGACGGAGCUGGAGGCCGGAGGUUUCCCUCACAGCAGCCAUCCAUCUCCACCUGGGAAUUACCAUCACCAGGGACCUCAGGCUAAGUUACAGCGGCUGCAGCCGGGAGCUGGCAGAGAGUCGUGAAGAAGUGUCAGGUGACGCUCUCUGAUAUAAAGCUAGUAUUGUGUCUGCAUGACUUCCUUAUCAGAGAUCAUUAAAACACACAUGUAA